Molecule: messenger RNA, 855 nt
Organism: Talaromyces rugulosus
Lineage: Eukaryota; Fungi; Ascomycota; Eurotiomycetes; Eurotiales; Trichocomaceae
Exons: 1
Coding region: 1-855 (284 amino acids)
Source: RefSeq, a predicted model, not a curated record
AUGCCGCCAAUACGCACAUUCAAUUCCGCGCCCAUAAACCAGAACGCAUCUCCGACGGCUGCAAAGGACGAGAACAACGCUGCUACGCCACAGCAACAUGAGCAACAGCAACAGCAACAGCAACAACAAGAGCAAAAGCAAAAGCAAAAGCAAUCAACUCCGUUCCCGGCGCCCGCUACUACUACAACAACGACAGCUGUGUCGAGCAGUACCGUGAAUUCAUCUGCUGCUCGACCCGGUGCAUCUGCUGUACCUGGCCCAACAGCGGCGCCUGUUGUACCGUCACCUACCAAGACCUACCCUUUAUUCGAAACCAGCGGCGAUACCAAUACAAAUACAAAUACACCUGCAGCUCCGCAACCCGGCGCUCGCCCUGUUCCAUUUGCUGGUGAAGCAGCAACACCAACAACUGGUAAAACAGCAUACACCGUCCCGCCACCGCCAAAGGCCGGGGAACCAGUGCAACCGGCAGCGUACUAUGCGCCCAAAACCCAGCAGCAGCAGACUACUACGACACCACCGAGAUAUCCCACUCAAGGUGGGGGGUUGCAGGAAGGAGGGAUGAUAGGCGCGGUGCCGAAUUCGACGUCGACGCCGUACAUGUCGACGUAUCAGCCUCCGAAUGCACAGCCGAUAACAUCGCCGUCACCGUCAAGGUUCGCUGGUAACAAUACAUACAGCAACAGCAACAACACCAAUACAGGCCCCUUAUACGCAGGUAACGAUGGUGAAGAGUCUCUUUUGGGGGAAUCCGGGCAAAAAGUUUAUGAUGCAGCCAAGUCGUGGAUGCAGAGCGCCGGGACAAAAUUGGCAGAAGCAGAGGCUGAAGUUUGGAAGAUGGUUAAUUCAAAGUGA